CUCCCUCCCCGCUUCCUCCUUGGCUUCUGGGUGGCCUUGGGAAAAUUCCAUGCCUUCUCUGAGCUUCAGUCUCCUUACCUGUACCAUGAUGAACGGGGUAAGGACCACCUCCGUGCAGGCAAACUCAACCUGGUAGACCUAGCAGGCAGUGAGCGACAAUCCAAGACUGGGGCCACAGGGGAAAGACUGAAGGAGGCCACCAAGAUCAACCUGUCACUGUCAGCACUGGGCAAUGUCAUCUCGGCUCUGGUGGAUGGACGUUGCAAGCACAUCCCUUACCGAGACUCAAAGCUGACGCGACUGCUACAGGACUCACUGGGAGGCAACACCAAGACUCUGAUGGUGGCCUGCCUGUCUCCUGCCGACAACAAUUACGACGAGAGCCUCAGCACCCUGCGCUAUGCCAACCGAGCCAAGAAUAUCAAGAACAAACCACGCAUUAACGAAGACCCCAAGGACGCGCUACUUCGAGAGUACCAGGAGGAGAUCAAGAGGCUAAAGGCCAUCCUGGCCCAGCAGAUGGGCCCUGGCCAUCUGUCAGCCCUGCUGUCCACUCAGACACCCGUGAGCCCUGCUCAGCCUGAGGAGAAGCAACUGCCUCCCGCUGCUGUACAGCAUGACACUGAGGCAGAGAAGCAGCUGAUCCGGGAGGAGUAUGAAGAGCGCCUGGCCCGCCUGAAGGCCGACUAUGAGGCAGAGCAAGAGUCUCGGGUCAGGCUGCAGGAGGACAUCACUGCCAUGCGUAACUCAUAUGACGUGAAGCUGUCCACGCUGGAGGAGAACCUACGCAAGGAGAAAGAAACAGAGGCAAUUCUCAAGGCAGAAGUCCUCUAUAAGACAGAGGUCAUGUCCAGGGCCGAGUUAGCCAACGGGUCUGAGUACUUACCAGCUUUGCAGUAUGAGACGGCGGUGAAGCCCACCAUCCUCUCCAUGCCCGACACCCUGCCUGGUGAUGUGGUCACCAAGAGCCAAGCUCCGCUCACAUUUGAGGAACUGUCCAAUGUGGAGCCGUCCAGGUCAGAGAUUUCUUUUGGGUCUAAUGAGUCAUCUACCCUCGAAGACUCCUCCAUGUCAGAGGCCUUCCCUGGACCUGAGGAGCUUUCCAACGUGGAGUUCUCCAUGCCUGGGGUGCUGGCGGAGAGCAGGUACUUCUCUGAUGAAUAUCUUGGUCCAGAGGCUGCUGCGUCUUCACUGGAGGCAGAGAACUACGUCCCAGAGGACGAGCCCCCACUGGAGCCCAUGCACGUGUUAGCAGACCUGCAAGAACCCUUUGCUGAAGUGGAAGCCAAACUAUCCACACUGUCCUGUACUGUGGCCAUGACGGACCUGUCCCAGAAGGAUGUCCCCCAGACUCCUGAGCAGCCAUCCUCGACGGACCUGCUGGAGCCCAGUGACAGGAAGUCAGAAGCUGAGGUGGUUGACAGCCUCCUCCUUGACACUGAGUCUGAUCUAGGCCUGAAGGUGGCUGAGGAGGUGAUGGCUGAGGCAGAGACUGGCAUGUGGAUGGAAUCGGAAGCCCACAUGGCCCAGGAGGCCGAGACGGCCCAGCCUCAGCCCUUGCUGGGCAUGCCGAGCGUGAGAAGGGAGAGUGUAGGCGUGGAAGUGGCUGUGCUGACCGAGGAGCUGCAGCCUGUGGAUCAACAGAGGGUGCUGGCCCGCUUGCAGUUGCUGGAGCAGCAGGUAGUGGGGGGCGAGCAGGCUAAGAACAAGGACCUGAAGGAGAAGCACAAGCGGCGCAAGCGGUACGCAGACGAGCGCAAAAAACAGCUGGUGGCCGCGCUGCAGAAUUCGGAUGAGGACAGUGGGGACUGGGUGCUGCUCAAUGUCUAUGACUCCAUCCAAGAGGAAGUGAGGGCCAAGAGCAAGCUGCUGGAGAAGAUGCAGAGGAAGCUCCGGGCAGCAGAGGUAGAAAUCAAGGAUCUGCAGUCAGAGUUCCAGCUGGAGAAGAUCGAUUACCUGGCAACCAUCCGCAGGCAGGAGCGGGACUCGAUGCUCUUCCAGCAACUCCUGGAGCAGGUGCAGCCGCUGAUUCGAAGGGACUGUAACUAUAGCAACCUGGAGAAGAUACGGCGAGAGUCGAGCUGGGAUGAGGAAAACGGCUUCUGGAAGAUCCCGGAUCCCAUCAUCAUAAAAACCAGCCUCCCAGUAGUUUCAACUGGGCCACAGAACAAGCCAGUCCGCAAAACCUCUGCAGUGGACAACGGCGAGCCGUUCAUGCAGGAGGAAGACCGGUAUAAGCUGAUGCUUAGUCGAAGCGACAGUGAAAAUAUUGCGAGUAACUACUUCCGGUCUAAGCGGGCCAGCCAGAUCCUCAGCACGGAUCCCAUGAAGAGCCUCACACAUCACAACUCACCACCAGGGCUCAACUGCCCCCUCAGCAACAACUCUGCCAUGCCACCGGCCCAGACCCCUGAAAUGCCCCAGCCCCGCCCCUUCCGCCUGGAGUCCCUUGACAUCCCCUUCUCCAAAGCCAAGCGUAAGAAAAGCAAAAGCAGAUUCGGCGGGGAGCCUCUGUGACCCAGCUGCCUGCUGCCACCUGUCCUUAGGCUUCUAGAAACUUCCAAGUCCUCCCCAUGAAGCCCCAACCAGGCCUCCUCUCCCCUGCUCCACAGUGACCCCAAACCCGAGAGGAUCUUAGCCCUGGGAAGGCACACCCCCUUCCCUGUUCCCUAGAAAACUCUAUUUGGCUCAGGGCCUGAGCUCUGUGGAAGUUGGACUGCCCUUCUCAGAAAGAGGCCUGCCCCAGCUGUUCACAGCAGCCAGUGUCCCCACUGACUUUCCUAGAGCCUACACUAGCCAGUGUGGGUCUACCUCCACGGGCUCAGGUGACCCUGGACCCUCACAAGCAUCCUCAGCACUGAGCACAGAGGCUGCCACGUGGACAAGGAUGAAGCUCAACAUCUUGACUAAGCUUAGGACCGCUCUCUUAUGGGCCCCUUCUGAGGGAGCCUGUGCCACGCAGUGGACACAGAUGGAGACCUGGAGCCAACUACUCUGCCUGGCCUACUUACUAUUGGUUGGACCACAGCCCAAAGAAGGUGCUUUAUUUAAGCUGCCCAAUAAACUGCCUUUUA
Cricetulus griseus (Chinese hamster) is the source of this 3074-nucleotide messenger RNA. NCBI's taxonomy places the organism in Eukaryota, Metazoa, Chordata, Mammalia, Rodentia, Cricetidae. The record is from RefSeq and is a predicted model, not a curated record.